GGAAUUAAUCAGAGAUUUCAUAUUUGUAAUUUUUGAACAAUCUUAGUUCUCGACACUGGAUCUAUCCUGCUCCAGCCACGCCUAUUGAUUCACACUCAUGGUAUUUAAAAAGACAGAGCAUAGUCAUACUGGCGCUUGGGCAUACUGUGAUGCGCUUAAAAAUGCUAGCAAUUUCUCAGUCCAUAAUGUUUAAUCCGAUAUACGGCUUCGGAGGGAACUCGUUUGGUCCGAACUACGUAAUCUGCGGCCAUUGCAUCGAUCGUGCAAUCAGUGAUGGAUUAAGUGAAAGGUCUUCACAAUCAUAGGGAAUACAUAGGUUCCCUGAAGCGCCGGGCAAUGAGACCACUAGUUGCGGGCGCUUUCCAGCACUACGAUUCCUCCUAUUAAUAAGCACCAAUCUUGAGAUCCCGGCAACAUCACCCCUUCUGCAUCCAUUCUGAUCACUUUAGGAUUGCUAUGAAAAGGAAGAAUGACUGAUCUCAUAGAUUUUCAAAGCGCACAUCUGUGCUACGAAUAUGUUGACACGGAAUGCCCUGUGAUCGAAAGAGCUUCGGCUGGCGACUUGAACGUCAAUGGCCGUACCAAAUAUCAAUCACCGCGAAACACUGAGUGAUUAGUUUGAACUAUCGGGACUAGAUAGCAACCAGCUACAUUGUCUGUC
Molecule: messenger RNA, 661 nt
Organism: Truncatella angustata
Lineage: Eukaryota; Fungi; Ascomycota; Sordariomycetes; Amphisphaeriales; Sporocadaceae
Exons: 2
Coding region: 150-305 (51 amino acids)
Source: RefSeq, a predicted model, not a curated record